Molecule: messenger RNA, 2340 nt
Organism: Nymphalis io (European peacock)
Lineage: Eukaryota; Metazoa; Arthropoda; Insecta; Lepidoptera; Nymphalidae
Gene: kermit
Product: PDZ domain-containing protein GIPC3
Exons: 4
Coding region: 302-1264 (320 amino acids)
Molecular function (GO): protein binding
Source: RefSeq, a predicted model, not a curated record
UGUCGACAGUCUGUCAGCCGAUUAACAAUAAUUCAAACGUCCUGUCUCUGUCCGUGAUACAAACUAUUCGCUCUCAUAGAACCUUCAACAAUAGAAUUCCACAUAAUCUUAUCCAAUAUCGUCAUUGAAUGAUACCUUAUCGUGAGUUAUGACGCGAUGAUAUUCACAUGUACAUUGUCGCAAGUUCUCCGCUUUGAAUGUGAAUAAUUUUGAUUUUUGCUGUAGGGGAGUGUAAUGAGUUCGCGUUAACUUUUACUACAAAGUAACUUAAGUUUACAGUUAUUUAGUGAUAUUUUUCGUGAUGUCGUUGUUUAAGAAGAAGGCGCCAAAGUAUUCAGCGCCACCGGUACCUCCUCCACCGGUGGAAGACGUACAGAACCAUCAAUCUAACGGUUUGGACAAUAACAACGGUGCUCAGAAGUCACAAUUAGUGUUUCACUGUCAACAGGCACAGGGGAGUCCCCUUGGGCUUAUUUCUGGAUUUUCAAAUGUUAAAGAGCUUUAUCAGAAAAUAGCAGAAUGUUACGACUUUCCUCCGGAAGAUAUUUUAUUCUGCACUCUAAACACACACAAAGUGGAUAUGAAGAAGUUGCUUGGUGGCCAAAUAGGAUUAGAAGAUUUCAUAUUCGCACAUCGAAAAGGUCGGCCAAAGGAAAUAGAAAUAGUUAAAACUGAAGACGCUCUCGGCUUAACGAUUACUGACAACGGAGCAGGAUAUGCCUUCAUAAAGCGAAUAAAGGAAGGAUCUAUUGUUGCAAGAAUUCCUCAUAUAGAGGUUGGUGAUCACAUUGAACGACUAAAUGAAGAGAACAUGGUCGGUAAAAGACAUUAUGAGGUGGCUAAACUAUUGAAAGAUAUACCUAAGGGUACUACAUUUACUAUAAGAUUAGUAGAACCAUUGAAAAGCGGUUUUGGGAGCAUUGGACCUAAAAGUGGCAGUGCUAGGUCCGGUAAAAAACAAAAUUAUGGAUCAGGCAAAGAAACGCUCAGAUUUAAGGCUAAUGGACAAGCUACGAUAGAAAAUGAGCACGACGAGAAAUCAAAAGCAGGCAUAGAUAAAAUAAAUUCCCUCCUUGAAUCUUUUAUGGGAAUAAAUGACACAGAAUUAGCAACUCAAAUGUGGGAUCUUGCUGAUAAGAAAAUAAAUUCGAUGCAACUUGCCGAGGCUAUUGACAAUAGUGACCUCCAGGAAUUUGGGUUUACAGAUGAAUUUAUAAUCGAACUUUGGGGCGUCAUCACUGAUGUUAGAUCUGGAAGACUCUAAUAAACUUUAAAAAAUAUAUACGUGUAGGAAUUGAAAAGUUGAGUACCAUCAAACUAUUAAAAACUUUCGAUUAAAAGAUUUCGUAUUAGCAAUAAUUAAAUAAGUUAUUUAUAACAAAUAGAUAAUAUUGUAUAUUAUUUACAUUGUUAAGUAGAGGAUAUGCUUAUAGUGUUAUUAUGUGUUUAUAUUUUCUGUUACUUAUGGUAUGAAAUUGUUAUUAUGCGGCAAUUAAUGUCUAAUUAUAAUGAUUCAGCUUCAUUUAUUCUUUCUGAACAUCACUUAACUACGUCACAUAAUAUUUGGUAAUUUAAUUCACAUUGAUCAAAAUUAUACUAAUGAACCGAAAUUACCAUCCGCUAUUUAAGUUAAUUAACAUCUAUUUGUGUUAAAUUACUUAACACAAAAUAUUACCUAAGAAGGUGAAUUGAAAUAUUUUCUAUUUAAAUGUAGUAAUGGAUUGCAUGUUGAACAUAAAGUUCAUUUUAUUUUUUAUUUUUAUAAGUCGACCAAAAAUGUUUUGUAAAAUUGACCUCUUUAAUUUACAUUGAUAUUAAAAAAAAUCUCUAUUUAUAAAAUGUUUUUUGAUCGCAAAAAACAAAUGUAUUAUUUAAUGCAUUUUCGAUAUAGUUGUAAAACUAGGUUUUACAAUUCUAUGUGCUGUUAGUGUUUAAAUAAGAAGUCAUAUAAAAAAGUUACAAACAAUGUUACAACAAAAAUGUUUUGGAAUAAUUGCGUUGUCAGCAAUAUAAACAUAAACUUCACAAUAGUAAGUUGGGUUUCUUACUAUAGCAUUGAAGAUCACAGAUCUACUAGUCCUUUGACCACAAUUCUUAUUUCAAACAACGAAAACAAAAAUCAUCUGUCAUAAUGAAUAAUAAUUUUUUAUAUUGUGAAGUCACUCUUUGACAUAAUUUCAUGUUUUCCUAUAUUUAAAAUUUCAUAUAUUACAAUAACUUAUUAAUUUUAUGUAAGCUUUUUAUCAUUGAUAUAUACCUAUUUGACAUUUUACAAUUUGAAGUGCCUUAUUGUAACUGUGACAAGGUGAUUAUAAUAAUAUUCUUAAUAAACAUAUGUAU